Messenger RNA from Haliotis rubra (blacklip abalone), 1182 nucleotides. RefSeq lists its product as uncharacterized. The record is from RefSeq and is a predicted model, not a curated record. Bases 325 to 1182 code for a protein of 285 amino acids. Lineage: Eukaryota; Metazoa; Mollusca; Gastropoda; Lepetellida; Haliotidae. The transcript is spliced from 7 exons.
AACGGGAACCGGUUUAAAAUGGGGAUUUCCCCGUUCUCGCAGCGACAACAAACGAAGGAUCAGGAUUGCGGAGAAACAACACCAACGGGGAAAUGUUUCUCAUGACUAUGUACAAACAACCUGAAAGUACUUUUAUUUGAUCCUCAAGUUGUUAACUUGUCGCGCAGAAGUAUGAUCAACUGGUAUGUGUAUGCUGUAAGCAUAACGUAUGAUUCAUAUCAUAGAGUCAUAACUGAAUAUGGCAUAAAACUGGUAAACCAUACUCUUAGACGUAAAUAAGCCUACAUCCAUAUAGGUCUAUUUGAGUUCUAACCCGGUCAAAAUAUGAUGUUAUGGCUGCUUGUCUGUUGUUUGGUCCAUAUUGUGACUAUGUCAGCCAUGAAACUGGACCUGACGUCCUGCCCCAGUCCUAUCUUAGACAAGUGGAAAGAGUAUGACGAGAGAUGUAAACAGGAAUCCCCAACAAGGAGAUUCCACUGCCAGUACGAUGCAAGUGGGGACAAGAUAUCCUCAGCGUGUGCUGUUGCUUCAAAAUGUGGACCAGGUACACAUGCCCAUAUAGACACAGAGAAGGAGACUGUGUCCUGUGUCUCAUGUUCCGAUGAGUUCUAUCAACAACAUGGUAAGAUGUCCUAUGAGUACACACAGCCAAACUGUGAUUACAAGAAAAGGGCAUGUGCUGACGGGAAGUUGCAAUGUGAGUCUGCCUCCAGCCAGCAGGACUACAAGUGUUCAUGUGACCACCAGAAGGGCUAUGUGCCCAACAAUCCUACGGACUGUGAUUGUUUCAAAUAUGACAGCAUCUGUGACUGUCGAUAUAGCCCCUGUGCAGAUGGACAACAGCUUGCUGCCAAUUACAGUUGUGUGCCAGUUGCUGCUACAGCCACAGCCCCAACAAGGGAACCAACCACAACAUCUCGACCAGCAGGUGAUUCCUCUAAUACUGGUGCCGUCGUAGGGGCAGUCCUUGGCUUUGUUACUGUUAUCAUAGUACUUGCUAUUAUCUGUUAUUGCAUAUGGAGGAGAAAGGAACAAAUAAUAGAGAAAUUGAGCUCAUCAGACAGACGUUUUCCAUGUUGUCCUGAGAAGACUGAUACAACAGACAGUUCCAAAAUGGUUUCACCACUAAUUGUGUCUGAUCAGGACAAGCCUCUAUGUCCAACUGCACCACCAGGUAUGUAA